AUGGCCACUUCUGCGCAGUCUGAUCAGGCUGCUGCUUCUUCAGAGCCACAGGCCGAUGCGUGGGAGAAGUCAAAAGCCACGUUCCAAUCGAAACGGAGUUCCGAGUACUACGACCCCUGCCAGGAGUUUGCGAACAGGAGUAUCAAAUGCAUGCACAGAAACAAAGGAGACAGGGAGAUGUGCCAGGACUACUUCAAAGCUUACCGCGACUGCAAGAAAGAAUGGACGGCAAAACGGAGAGCUGAAUCAGGUUCGUGGUUCGGUUGA
This is a messenger RNA of Fonsecaea erecta, 267 nucleotides long. RefSeq lists its product as hypothetical. NCBI's taxonomy places the organism in Eukaryota, Fungi, Ascomycota, Eurotiomycetes, Chaetothyriales, Herpotrichiellaceae. The transcript is spliced from 4 exons. Bases 1 to 267 code for a protein of 88 amino acids. The record is from RefSeq and is a predicted model, not a curated record.